AUGCUCGCUUUCAUCUGUGGAGCCCAGCUCUGCCACGGCUCUCCGGGCAGCUUCCGCGGCUCCAGCGGCGGCCCCGCCUCGGGCCGCACGGUCUCGGCGAAGGACGUGGAGUCGAGCUUGGGGGCCUCCUUGGAGGCAGUCCUGCAGGGCAGCAGCGGCGACGCGGCACGUCGGCUGUCUCGGAUCGAGUCUGCCAUGUGGCAAACGUUCCAGGCGCUGCCCAAGAACGAGAUGGGGCGCCUGGCGCCGCGAGCGGUGCGCCACAUCGUGCACAGCUACUUCGCGAAGGAGCACGGCUGGAUCAUCAACGGGCUGGAGCCCCACGGCAUGAGCGCGAACGUCUCCGAGGUGCACGAGGUGGACAUCCUGCAGGACAAGGCCCCGGCGUUCGUGGAGGCCCUGCUCGAGUCCCGCCGCGCUGGCCGGGGGCUGUCCCUCGGCGACGUGGUGGCCAUGGCGGCGGCCCUGGAGCGCCUCAUCUUCGACGAGUCCCUCUCCCUGCUGCAGGUGGCUUACGCGCUCAACGGGCAGUCCGCCGCGGAGCGGCUGGGGGCCAGCGAGCUGCACGAGGUGCUGUCGUCCUACCUGAUGAUCUUCGAGAUCGGUGUCCGGGUGAACGUCACAGACGUCCCGAGGCACCGCGCCAUGAAGGACGCCGUGGCCAGCGCCGGAGGCAGCUGGCCGCUUCUCGUCGAGUUCGAGCAGGCGGCGGUACACAACUACGACUUCGAGAGCUACCACCGGACCAACCCGUUCGUGGCGCGCCGGUACUCGUUCGGCGAGGCCUCUCGGGUGGUGGAGAGCCUGGCGCAGGACUAUGGCAAGUGGCAGAACACCGAGUGCCGCCAGAUGCGGCAGGAACUGGAGGAGCUGGACCCGGACGGCUCGGGGCGCGUGCCACUCCGGGCCUUCUACUCGCAGCCAGAGACGGCGGACUACCAGUUCCACGAGUCCGUCGACUACCUCCGGCAGAUCGGCGCGCUGGACGAGGCCACGAGCAGCGUGCGCAUCGCCAACUACAUGGUGGGGCCCUCCAACUGCAUCGCCAAGUCGACGUACUACUCGGUGUGCUGCCUGAGCGACUGCGAGGGCCUGCUGAACGAGCUGGAGGGCAAGAUCCAGGCCCCCGCGGCCACCCCGGGCCGCAUCAUGUCGGAGGUCCGCAACCUCACCGCGUCCCCAGACAUGCGCCUGCCCCCCGACGCCGCCGAGGCGAGGCUGCGCGACAUCGCGGGCCGCAACGGCGGGGAGGUGCCCCUGCACGGCCGGCUCUUCGCCGAGUUCCUCCACAACGCCUUCCCCGCCGAUUGCCCGUACCCGCACGUGGCCGAGGACGCGUCGGCCUUCGCUCCGGGUCGCUGGUCCUCUGGGAGGGCCACGGCGUCCGAGGAGGAGCGCAGGCAGCACGUCGAGGCCGCGCCGGGCGACUGGGAGCGGGGGGAGCUGGGGGCGGCCACCACUUCCUGGAGCGAGGAGGAGGUGCUGCCAGUGCUGGAGGCCCCGAGGCGCGCCCGCGGCGCCUGGAGCGGCGCCGCGCGCUCCGUGGCGCAGGCGGCGGCGGCCCUGGCGGUGCUGCGCAUCGCUCUGUCCGGGUGGCGCGCCGCGCGGGGGGCGGCGGGCGGCGCGGGGAAGGACAAGGGCCUCGUCCUGCCUCUGCGCCUCUGCCACGGCUCUCCGGGCAGCUUCCGCGGCUCCAGCGGCGGCCCCGCCUCGGGCCGCACGGUCUCGGCGAAGGACGUGGCGCUGCCCAAGAACGAGAUGGGGCGCCUGGCGCCGCGAGCGGUGCGCCACAUCGUGCACAGCUACUUCGCGAAGGAGCACGGCUGGAUCAUCAACGGGCUGGAGCCCCACGGCAUGAGCGCGAACGUCUCCGAGGUGCACGAGGUGGACAUCCUGCAGGACAAGGCCCCGGCGUUCGUGGAGGCCCUGCUCGAGUCCCGCCGCGCUGGCCGGGGGCUGUCCCUCGGCGACGUGGUGGCCAUGGCGGCGGCCCUGGAGCGCCUCAUCUUCGACGAGUCCCUCUCCCUGCUGCAGGUGGCCUACGCGCUCAACGGGCAGUCCGCCGCGGAGCGGCUGGGGGCCAGCGAGCUGCACGAGGUGCUGUCGUCCUACCUGAUGAUCUUCGAGAUCGUGUCCGGCGCCGGAGGCAGCUGGCCGCUUCUCGUCGAGUUCGAGCAGGCGGCGGUACACAACUACGACUUCGAGAGCUACCACCGGACCAACCCGUUCGUGGCGCGCCGGUACUCGUUCGGCGAGGCCUCUCGGGUGGUGGAGAGCCUGGCGCAGGACUAUGGCAAGUGGCAGAACACCGAGUGCCGCCAGAUGCGGCAGGAACUGGAGGAGCUGGACCCGGACGGCUCGGGGCGCGUGCCACUCCGGGCCUUCUACUCGCAGCCAGAGACGGCGGACUACCAGUUCCACGAGUCCGUCGACUACCUCCGGCAGAUCGGCGCGCUGGACGAGGCCACGAGCAGCGUGCGCAUCGCCAACUACAUGGUGGGGCCCUCCAACUGCAUCGCCAAGUCGACGUACUACUCGGUGUGCUGCCUGAGCGACUGCGAGGGCCUGCUGAACGAGCUGGAGGGCAAGAUCCAGGCCCCCGCGGCCACCCCGGGCCGCAUCAUGUCGGAGGUCCGCAACCUCACCGCGUCCCCAGACAUGCGCCUGCCCCCCGACGCCGCCGAGGCGAGGCUGCGCGACAUCGCGGGCCGCAACGGCGGGGAGGUGCCCCUGCACGGCCGGCUCUUCGCCGAGUUCCUCCACAACGCCUUCCCCGCCGAUUGCCCGUACCCGCACGUGGCCGAGGAUGCGUCGGCCUUCGCUCCGGGUCGCUGGUCCUCUGGGAGGGCCACGGCGUCCGAGGAGGAGCGCAGGCAGCACGUCGAGGCCUCGCCGGGCGACUGGGAGCGGGGGGAGCUGGGGGCGGCCACCACUUCCUGGAGCGAGGAGGAGGUGCUGCCGGUGCUGGAGGCCCCGAGGCGCGCCCGCGGCGCCUGGAGCGGCGCCGCGCGCUCCGUGGCGCAGGCGGCGGCGGCCCUGGCGGUGCUGCGCAUCGCUCUGUCCGGGUGCGAGCAGGUGCGCACGGAGCGAACCCCAGCUGCCCCAGCUGCGCCAGGUGCGAGCGGGCACGCACGGAGCCAGGGCAAGCCUCGAGCCGUCUGCCAGAUGGCCGCCACGGCGGGGACCUCGAGUCAGACCUCGGGGGCGGCGUGCAGCUCGCUCUUGCAGCGCCGCGGAGCCGAGCGGCUCGGCGCUGUGCUCGUCUCCGCUGGGGGCAGGCACUCCGACGGGAGCUGCCCCGGGGGGACGCCCUCCACGCGCUGCCCCUCGAGCCCGCUCCUGGCGACGAGCCCCGCGAGCAGCUCCGACUCGGAGGGCGAGGGCCGCGAGCCCGAGGCCCGGAGGCUGCCCGUGCUGCUGGGGUGCGCAGGCCGCGCCGCGAGGCACUCGCUGGGUGGCCCAGCGGCCGGCGCGGGCGGUCUGGACGCCCACGAGAUGGCCGCGCGGGCGCGCGAGGCCUUCCUCGCCAGGCCAGACGCCGAGCGCGCAGCGGCAGGGUGCGCAGCAAACAGCCUCCCUCAGGCGGCUGGGCGCCGCGUUCGCUCUCCCGAGGGCCACCUGCAGACUGCGGCGUGCGGCGAGGUGCUCCGCCGGCGCGCUGCGUACGCGUUGGCGUGCCCCAGGAGCGCCACGCGGCUGCGGGCUCACACCGGGGCCGUGCGCGGUUUCGAGGAAGAACUUCGCUCCGCAGGCGCCGUCGUUGACCUGGAACGGCGGGUGCUCGACCUUUACCGUACGCUGCCGGACCGCACGAUCCGGGAGGCGGACAUGGACCUCGUCGAGCAGUGGUGGCUGGACGUCUCCGUCCGGUCGCCCUUCAAUCCUCUGCUGGCGACGCGCUACGGCGAGCAGGUGCGCAGCAUCGCUGUCGAUGUGGAUGGCCGCCUCGGCGCCGGCGCUGCCGCGGCGCUCGCGGAGCUCGCGGCCGCUUCGCAGACGCACGGCCGCCUGCAGCGCGUUGGCCGCCGCGCCGUGGUGCCGCGUCGGGUCGCCGAGCGGCUCUGCACCAUGGUGGUGCUGUAG
Molecule: messenger RNA, 4083 nt
Organism: Prorocentrum cordatum
Lineage: Eukaryota; Dinophyceae; Prorocentrales; Prorocentraceae
Source: the annotation of a GenBank genome assembly